Molecule: messenger RNA, 592 nt
Organism: Leptomonas pyrrhocoris
Lineage: Eukaryota; Euglenozoa; Kinetoplastea; Trypanosomatida; Trypanosomatidae
Product: putative mitochondrial centrin, putative,Ca2 -binding EF-hand protein
Exons: 1
Coding region: 143-592 (149 amino acids)
Biological process (GO): centriole replication; mitotic cell cycle
Cellular component (GO): centrosome; centriole
Molecular function (GO): calcium ion binding
Source: RefSeq, a predicted model, not a curated record
GUCUUCUAGCAUCUGAAGGAGUUGCUGCUCUCGACUGUGCACCACGCGCUUGUUAUCGCCACUCCCACCUCCCUCCCCCUUUCUUCGCUUUUCUACCUCUUUCUACUGUUGUUUUUGAAGAUUCCAACAAGGUACCGUGAACAUGGCGGCCCUCACCGACGAGCAGAUUCGCGAGGCCUUCAACCUCUUCGACGCGGACGGGUCUGGCGCGAUUGAUGCGGAGGAAAUGGCCCUAGCAAUGAAGGGCCUCGGCUUUGGUGACCUGCCGCGCGACGAGGUGGAGCGCAUUAUCCGCUCCAUGAACACCGACGCCAACGGACUCGUAGAGUACGGCGAGUUUGAGAGCAUGAUUAAGUCCCGCAUGGCACAGAAAGAUUCCCCUGAGGAGAUCUUGAAGGCGUUCCAACUCUUCGACCUGGAUAAGAAGGGUAAAAUUUCCUUUGCGAACCUGAAGGAGGUGGCGAAGCUGCUCGGGGAGAACCCCGGCGAUGACGUGCUGAAGGAGAUGAUCGCCGAGGCGGACGAGGAUGGCGAUGGCGAGGUCUCGUUUGAGGAGUUUAAGAGCGUGAUGCUGCAGAUGCGCGGUAAGUAA